CCAUCUCUCCCACAAAGAAAAAAACUGAUAAAUAUCAUUCCUUUUCACUUGGUUCCAAAUUCGCGUAUCUCUCUCUCAUCUUGACGGCGGCGGAAGAACAAGAGCUCAAUCCUAAUCAACAAUGUCUGCUGAUACACGGCAGCUUAUACUAAUGGACGAUAGGAAUCUGAUUCUCCAUUCACACAUUUCAAAACUCGAAUACUGGAAAUGGUGGUUUCUCGUGGCUCUUAACAUAACAUUUCUAACCAUAGGUCAAUCUUCUGCCAUAAUUCUCGGAAGAGUUUACUAUGAUCAUGGAGGAAAUAGUACAUGGAUGGCAACUCUUGUCCAAACAGCUGCUUUUCCAAUUCUCAUUCCCUGUCUUUUUAUCUCUUCAUCCCGAGAUUCUCCAAUUUCCCAAAUGGUUUUGAUAUAUUUUGCACUUGGAUUGCUUCUUGCAGUCGAUAAUAUGUUAUAUUCCAUCGGUCUAUUGUACCUCUCAGCUUCAACUUAUUCCCUCAUUUGCGCGAUUCAAUUGGCUUUCAACGCUGUUUUCUCCUUCUUAAUCAACGGUCAGAAGUUCACCAUGCUAAUAUUCAAUUCUGUUAUCGUUCUUACUCUGUCAGCCGCUCUCCUAGCUUUGAACGACGGUUCUGGAGAAGAAAGAGUUUCGAGAUUGAAAUAUGUUAUAGGAUUUAUAUCCACAAUUGGGGCUUCUGCACUUUAUUCUCUAUUGCUUUCCCUUUUGCAGCUUGUAUUUCAGAAGUUUCUUAAAGAAGAGGAAACUUUCUCUGUAGUGUUAUACAUGCAAAUUUAUACUUGUUUUGUAGCCACUUCUGUGUCUGUUAUGGGCUUGUUUGGAAGCGGCGAAUGGAACUUAGUAAAGGAUGAAAUGAAUUCGUUUAGUUUGGGAAAGACGUCGUAUGUGUUGAAUUUGGUUGGGACUGCUGUUUCUUGGCAGGUUUCUUCUGUGGGCGUAGUUGGACUUGUUUUCGCAGUUUCUUCUUUGUUUUCGAAUGUGAUUAGUACUCUUUCGUUGGCUAUUACGCCUAUUGUGGCUGUGGUUGUCCUUCGAGAUAUGAUGAAUGGCGUUAAGGUGAUUUCUUUGCUUAUGGCUUUGUGGGGUUUUGCGACUUACAUUUAUCAGAAUUAUCUCGAUGAUUGUGAGGAACGAUUGAAUCGCGAUAAGGCACAUCCUCACAUUGUUUGAUUCAAUUUAAGGUGGCGGAAAUGAAUUUUUUUUCUUUUGGGGUAUCUCAAAACAACUGACAUAAUACAAAAUUUAUUUACGAUUUCUCAUCCCAACAAUUGAAUACACCUAGAUCGAGAAAGUGUUUAUAAACUGUUGUAAAGAUUUUAAUAGAAAUGAGAACAUCUAUUAGAUUUGAUCUCAUUUCUGUGUUGUUGUUCAUGUUUAUUAUAUUUGAAUUCCAUGUAUGAAUAAAUCAUGAUAAGAAGAUAAAUAAUAAUCUUUUUUUUUUGUUGGGUUUU
Molecule: messenger RNA, 1470 nt
Organism: Impatiens glandulifera
Lineage: Eukaryota; Viridiplantae; Streptophyta; Magnoliopsida; Ericales; Balsaminaceae
Product: probable purine permease 11
Exons: 2
Coding region: 122-1189 (355 amino acids)
Cellular component (GO): membrane
Molecular function (GO): purine nucleoside transmembrane transporter activity
Source: RefSeq, a predicted model, not a curated record